AUGGCUCAGUUGCAUGCUGAGAUUGGCAGAUUGAGACAGGACUCCGAGAGGAUGAAACCACGAGGACCCAGGAGAGGACUGCCAUCCCUAUCACCACCUCCUAUAGCUCCCCCUUUGCCGCCACUACCUCCACCACCACCUCAUCAUCUUCAUGGUCUCCCUGACACUGGAUUUCUAGCUAGCAAUGUAGUGAUUUGCCUUGUCUCUGCCCUGUACCGUAAUGGACAAGAGUUGGGCAAGCCCACUCCACUGCCCAUUGUCUCCUCAGAUAUGGGACAGUCUCCACAGUAUGUCAUGGAUGGGCAAAGAGGGUGUUGUGCCAUCUUAGCAGCCAGGCAGCCAGUCCCAAGAAUCCUCCCUACAACUUCUAUUGACCUUGUAACUGAACUGCAAGCAUCUGGAGGCUUUGAUGCUUAUGGGCUAGAAAUACAGAACUUGGCUCCCCGAGGAUGGGCCAAAAUCAAAAUUUUUGACCAACUGCAUCAAGUGAUGAGUGGGCGAUGGAAGGUACCUAUCCGGGUGCUUCCUGUAAAGCCAGGCCUUACUGUGGAACAGAUGAAUGGUGUGCCUCAGGUUGGCAAAGCUGAGCUUUACUUGCGACUAGUGAAUGCAAGAGAUGCUGAUAUGCAGUCAAUGGCUGAGAUCCAUCCAGGCAAUGCCGCCCUGUAUAAAUACCCUCCUACAGUGUGCAGUUCCAUAGCACCUUCUACAGACUUCCCUCCAGCCCAGCGCUCUUUUCACCCUGCCUCCACCAGCCUGUCCUUUUCUGUCCCUCCUUACACUGGUUUUGUUGACCCUCCUCCAAAUCAGGAACAGCCCCUCCAACACCAAUCCAAUGAAAGCACCAAGAUACCAAGAAGAAAAGCUUCUCUGUAUCCUUCCAGAAGUGAAACAGCACUCCAGAGGCCACAACAUCAGCAUCAGAAAGAAAAAGGACAAUUGGGGUUCAUCCUUGAUAGAGUGAAAGGUGCCCCACUUGGAGAUGGGGUCAUCCGGCUGACAGGUUACCAGCAGAAAACUGGUCAGGUGAUUGCCACCAGGGAUUCAGGACUGAAUUACUUCACUAAUUCCAUCAGAUCCAACAUCAAACAUGGCUACUUCGUGUUUGGAGAGCAAGAGAUAACCUUCCGGGAUGUUACACCACAGGAGGACAUGAUCCUUAUCAUUCGCUUUUACCACUGGCCCAGUGGGAGGAUGGCAUCUACCCCUUGGGACAAAGGAUCAAAGCCUCAGCGCCAACCGUUACUGGGGAAUGAAAAAUGGCUAGCUGCCUGGACUAUGCUCAGGCUGACCAGGCUGUCUAAAUCUUCUAAGAUGAUGCUUGCAGAUGAAGUGAAGGAAGGAGAACCUAGAGUACCUGUUUGGAAUACAGGGACCCACACGCUGACGCUGUAUCAUGCCCCUGUGCCACCUCUAGUAUCCUUGUCAGGGAUGUCAGCAGAACAGAAGGACCAGGACUUUAAGCUGUAUGGUGAUGCAACUUUGAGACUGCACAUCUUUAGCUCCCAGAAGCCUGAACUUCCUUUUCCACCAGAAUCACCAUCUGUAUUCGACCCUACAAAAACAUGGCCCCAUGAAGCUUUUAUUUAUCAUGUCAGGGAGACACCUCCUGUGGAGUCUUUUGAUGCUGGGGAUGGCUUUGACUUGUACAUUGAUGGAGCUCGCUUCCUGCCAGAUGGUGUCACAGUUACCAGGGUGGCUGCUUGCAUCUUUACCAGAAGCUACAAACAGAUUGGCCCAGACAUUUACACUGAGAUUGAUUUGAAUAGCAGCAUCUUUGAUCCAGUUUACAAUUACUCAAUUGAAAUGCGAGAACAAGUGUUAACACCUUGUGCAUUUCUUCUCUUUAAGGUUUAUUCCAUUGACCCCUUCAGCUCUAGGCUGAUACAGAUUGGCUGGGCAGCCCUCAAUCUUUUCGUGGAAUCUGGAACAUACACAGCCCCAGAGCCAGGAGCUGAGGGGAUUCGGGUCUCCUUAAAUGAUGGUGCUCACCAGCUCCGAAUUUUUCACAAUGGCCCUUGUCCAGACCAGCCCUUCUCUAUCCAUACUUUGACCUCAAUAGGCCGGUAUGUGCCUUGUGCAACCCUGCUGGUGAGGCUUCUCAAGGCUCCUGUAGAUUCCAAUCAUCACACCUUGAAAAGAAGUAUGGUCCCCCAGACACACUGGGUCAAGCUGGGCCUCUUCCAACCAAGGCCUGAUUAUUCUGAUAGGGUCUAUUACUCAUACUCAGCCAGGCCUACUGCAGGAGAAAGUUGCCUCUAUGAAGCCAUGAUGACCAGAUCAGUAGUUUCAGUUCGAGAAAUUGUUCAGCAGCUUGCUGGAUGUAAGAAGUGUUUAAUCACAGAUGAGGAGAUCUCCACUUGGAUCCACCAGAAACUAACAUGGGUACCAGGCAGCAAGGCACAGCCUUUCAACCUCACCUACAUCUCCAGAUACAUCCCAGCAUAUGGCAUCAAGUUUGCAGUGGAUAGAGCAAUGAAUUUACCCUGGUCAGGCUUGACAACAGCCCAGUUCUGCUUCAACCCACCUGCAGCAUUUUACUUUGGAAGACAAUGGCUGAAAUAUGACUACCCCAUCUCCCUUACAGAACUUGACACAAACAGCUAUGAGAAAUGGCCUAUAUGGCUUGAUGGCUUCAAGUCCUCUCCCCACAGGGUUUACUGUGAAUAUUCAACGGUUAUUAUUCACCUGUUCAGAAGGGCAGUGCGUUCAGCCCACAGUGUGCCAACCGUAAAAGAAAAGACUCAACCUACACAAAGAAAAGUCAUGAUAAAGGGAGACCAGUUAGGUAGCACUCCGGAAAGUGAGGCGUGGACGUCUCUCCAUGUAUUCUCUACAGGUUACUGCAACACUGGUGUUUACCAAUUGCCCUUAUACCAGGGAGCUCCGAGUGAGAUGAUCCUGGCUUCUUUAACUGAAGGGAAAUGCAGCAAUGUUAUGAAGAGCAUGCUCGAUAAGCAAGUGAUCCAGUUAGUGCCAGGUGCAUCUGUGAUUGUGCGUAUCGCUGAUGGAAGAUGGGAUGGAGAAUUCAGAUAUACAUCAAGGGACAUUGACCAAUCAUUUCUACCAAAACAAGCACUAGGUCUGUACAGCAAGGAUACCUCUGGAGUAAAAAUUGCAGAAAUAAUGCUAAAAGAAACAUCAGAAGAUAAGACAAGGUUGCUGGCACUGGAAGAACUUUAAGCCAAAAUCAUCAGAGAUCCACUGGUAAUUAUUCAACAGUACAUCAUGCCAGAAAUGGACGUUGCCAUUUCAAGAAACCACACAAAGACAACAAUCACAAAAACCUGCAAGUAUGCUUACCACAGCAAUCAAGAAUUUGGCCAGUGAUAUGAAAGUCUUCCACAAGAUGCCAAAGUUAUUUGCCAAUUUCCCAUGCCAGCCACUGGACUAGAUUACCAAACAAGCCUUCGCUAUGACCAGUUCUACCACACCUUCCAAUACAUUGAGUAAGCAGUCAUUUCCUGAUCUACUGUCCUAAUAAUUUACUGGAUACAGCAUUAACAAUCAUCUAGUGGUAUUUCACUUCUUCUUUUAUUUGUGUUUCUGUGGGUUACCUUUUCAAUCAAAAGAAUGUAAUCAUAAAGAAUUGAUGUGAUAAAAGUUUUAAAAGGGCAUUUCCUACUGUCUGGUUUCUGUCUCAAGAGUCCUAUUCCCUAUCCCAAUGUCCUCCAGAACCAAGUGAUUAUACAGUAAACUUGCCUGCCACAAAGGGGAGAGCCAUUUUGCAUCCAUCUGCAGGGCUGAUUAAAGAGCAACAUUAUUAUGAAUUGUACAAUACACGUCCACUGAAGCAGUUUCAGAAUUUUGCUAGCAUAUUUGUCAAGGACUCAGACACUUUGUGAGCAUUGCACCACCUAUAAUUGCAUGGCUUCAAAACACCUGCUGCAGGUUUCCCAGCUUUCCAAGGUGGGUAUCCUGCCAGAAGCCUUUUCAGUGGUGGUGGUGGCACCUCAACUAUAGUGUUUUUCUGAGGAAGUCUUGCCCAACCCUUUUCUAUCAAUAUUGCCAUACUAUA
Messenger RNA from Sceloporus undulatus (fence lizard), 4018 nucleotides. RefSeq lists its product as uncharacterized. Bases 1 to 3183 code for a protein of 1060 amino acids. NCBI's taxonomy places the organism in Eukaryota, Metazoa, Chordata, Lepidosauria, Squamata, Phrynosomatidae. The record is from RefSeq and is a predicted model, not a curated record. The transcript has 23 exons.